AUGGUCCGAGCAGUGGAACAAGAACAGGAAACUUACAGGUCCAAACUGUUUAAUUUCAGAGGGAUGUUUGAGAGCACUGGGAGGCAUACUAAGAGCUUGAGCGUUGAGACUGCUAGCAUGUUAGAUCCUACAGAGGAUGAUGCAGCGUCAUCAAGAAGUCAAGGAUCAAAUUCCGAGAAGGUUCCCAAGGCAAGGACAAUAAGCAAGGAGGAAAUCUCAGCUAAGGAAGCCAAAGAGAAGCUAUUGCAAGAGAUGGAACAGAUGAAGGAAAGAUUUGCCAAACUGCUAUUGGGUGAGGACAUGUCCGGUGGAGGAAAGGGUGUUUCUUCUGCUUUGGCACUGUCAAAUGCAUUCACAAACCUUGCUGCUUCUAUUUUUGGUGAACAAAAACGCCUAGAACCAAUGCCGGCAGAAAGGAAAGCAAGAUGGAGAAAAGAAAUUGAUUGGCUUCUAUCUGUCACGGAUAACAUUGUUGAAAUGGUUCCUUCACAACAAAAAUCCAAGGAUGGUUCAAACAUGGAGAUUAUGACAACACGACAAAGAACUGAUCUCCACAUGAAUAUCCCCGCCUUGCGCAAGCUUGAUGCAAUGCUUCUUGAUUGUCUGGAUAACUUCAAAGAUCAACAAGAGUUCUAUUAUGUAUCGAAAGAUUCAGAUCAAGACAAUGCAAAGACAAUGAAUGAUGAUAAGUGGUGGUUACCUACACCUAAGGUUCCUGCAGAGGGUCUAUCUGAAGUGGCUAGAAAAUUUCUGCAGUAUCAGAAAGAUAGUGUACAACAAGUACUCAAAGCAGCCAUGGCAAUAAAUGCUCAAGUUCUAACAGAAAUGGAGAUCCCGGAAAGCUAUGUUGAAUCCCUACCCAAGAAUGGCAGAGCAAGUCUGGGAGACUCAAUCUACAGGAGUAUCACAGUUGAAUUUUUUGAUCCUGACCAGUUCCUAUCAACCAUGGACUUAUCAUCAGAGCAUAAAAUCCUAGAUCUCAAGAACAGAAUUGAAGCAUCAAUAGUGAUUUGGAGGCGGAAGAUGAACCAAAAAGAUUCCAAAUCUGCUUGGGGUUCUGCUGUUAGUUUGGAAAAAAGAGAGCUCUUUGAAGAGAGAGCAGAAACCAUCUUACUCCUCUUAAAGCACCGUUUCCCUGGCACUCCUCAAUCUUCACUGGAUAUAAGCAAAAUCCAAUUCAACAGGGAUGUGGGGCAAGCUGUUCUUGAAAGCUAUUCAAGAAUAUUGGAAAGUUUGGCCUUUACGGUACUUUCAAGAAUAGAUGAUGUACUUAACGCAGAUGUUCAAACUCAAAAUCCAACAGGAAAAAGGAACGCUGGCAGAAUCUCAGUUUCAAAGCCGAGUCCAAGAGAAGAGAUAGACAAGGGUGGCGCAGAAACACCUUGUUCAAUGACACUAUCAGAUUUCAUGGGUUGGGGCUCUGAUCAAGGUGACUCAGACAUGAAGAAGGACCCCUUUGCAAUUUCAGAUGACUUUUACAAUGACGUUGAUGCAAAGCAACAAAAAAUUCCAAACGUAAUCACCAAGAAGAUGUCAUACCUUGAGAACUUGGGAGUUUUGAGAAGUCCAACAUCUCGACAUUAAAAACACGUGUCAGAAGGAAUGAGAAAGAUGACAGGAAAACAAUUUUAAAGUAAGAAGCUUGGUCUUCAAAAGCACUAUUAGACCCAUAGAGGUGUUUGUUGGACUUUUGAUUGUUGAUUCUACACCAAUUCUUUCCUUUUGUACAUAGGAAUGAUGAUACAAAAUCAUCGGCUUUGAAGCAUUGGUCAGAUUUUGAUGAUACCAUGAGUACCGUGACUUUUGUUCCCCAUGACCUUUCCUUUCUGUGGCAGUUUUAAUGUAGACAUCUUGCUGUGGUAAUCUCACAGACCAAUGUUGUGUUAACAUACCAUUUCUACUAGUAUUGCUUUCUAUAAACUAGUAUCAUUGAAUUAAACGCCAGGAAUUUAAGUGAGUAAGUAAAAUAUUGCCAAUCGACUCAUCUGAUACAUGAACUUCGUCACUAAAAAGAUGUUGAGUUUCAUUCUUAUUGGUCAUCCUUUGCUAUUAUGUGGUGAUCUAAAACACUCUGCCAGAGUGAAACUAGUGAAUUGCUCGGACCUUGAAAAAAGAUUUCAUAGAGACCUUAGUCUUUCAUGAAAGUUAAUUUCCUAUAUUUGCUCCAUGCCAUGUCCCAAAUCCAAAUUAAGACCAACUUCACAAUCAAAUCAAAUAGCCCAC
Messenger RNA from Gastrolobium bilobum, 2223 nucleotides. Its product is annotated as rop guanine nucleotide exchange factor 12-like. NCBI's taxonomy places the organism in Eukaryota, Viridiplantae, Streptophyta, Magnoliopsida, Fabales, Fabaceae. Gene Ontology annotation, molecular function: guanyl-nucleotide exchange factor activity. Bases 1 to 1584 code for a protein of 527 amino acids. The transcript is spliced from 7 exons. The record is from RefSeq and is a predicted model, not a curated record.